AGGGGGCGGAGCAAUUACAAAAUCCAAGCAAUAUCCCUUUUACAGGCGCUCUUCCUGAAAUUGGCGUUAGUUUCGUUUUAUGCAAACCGACAGCAAUGAAAGCGAGCUCCCGUCUCUCUAAAGAGCAAAUUAGUUUAGCACAAAAUACAACUUGGCCCUAGUUCUCGUGGGUUUCUGCCGUGCGUAAAAGUGUAAGGACGCGCUGUGCCAACUUCUACAGGAGAAGAUGACUACUGAGGUUGACGACACUUUAAAAGAAGCUGAGGACCUCGCCAAGGCGCUAAGUGACGCCCUCAGCUCUGGAGAUGGGCCUGAAGCGGUCAAACUUUCCCAAAUGCUUUCCCAGCUCUCUGUGCCUGUGUGUGUCAGCAUCAGCAGAAAGGCUUACCCCCAGGACCUCAUCAGACUGAAAGUUGGAGUGGAAGAUGGCCAGUCAGACACCUACAUCCCUGUGAUACUUGAGGUUUCUGCUGACAUGACGAUUGCACAACUUAAAGAUAAGAUUAGUGCUGACUUUGGCUUCCACCCGUCACUGCAGCGCUGGGUGAUCGGUAAACGACUUGCUAAGGAUCCAGAAACAUUGUUCAGCCAUGGUAUUCGACAGAGUGGAGACCAGGCCUUCCUCUUUAUCCUGUCAGCCAGUGCUGCCCAUCUCACCAAGCAUCAACACAAACUGGACCAACAGCAGCAAGUUCUUGAAGGAAUAGUGGAAACAAUCCAGGCAAUGCAACUUUUACCCAGAGGCAGUUUGGGGGAUAAAACCCCUCCAAAAGCAGCCAAAAAAGGUCCUGCUCUUCCUCCCAAACCUCCAAAGGCUGAACGACCUCUGCCCCCAAUACCUAAGGAGGGAUGGGCCUGUCCCCAGUGCACAUUUGUGAACAAACCCACUCGUCCAGGGUGUGAGAUCUGCAGUCAGGCCAGACCAGAGGACUACGAGGUGCCUAACGUACACAAACCAGAUGCAGAGGAGGUCAAGAGAAUGCAGCAGGAGGAAAUAGCCAUGCAGCUGUAUGAACAGGCUCGGCUGGAAGAAAGGGAGCAAAACUACCUCGACCUGAUAGAAACUGACAAUAUAGAGCUCAUCCCCAACCAAGAGGAAGUAGACUGCCCUGUCUGCUUUACCCCUCUGCAACCAUUAGAGGGCAUUGUUCUCCGGGAAUGUCUGCACACGUUUUGCAAGGAAUGCCUCAUAGGAACAAUUGUGAACAGUCAGGAUGCAGAGGUGUCCUGUGCAGACACCACAUGUGACAGUAAACUGCUGGACAGAGAGAUCAAAGCACUUCUCACAGAAGCGCAGCUGCAGCGCUUCAUGGAGUUGCGUCUCAGUAUUGCAGAGAGCCGCUCUGAGCACAGCUUCCACUGCCAAACGCCCAACUGUCCCGGAUGGUGCAUUUACGAAGAUGAAGUCAAUGAGUUUCCCUGCAAUAUCUGUAACGAGACCAACUGCAUCCUCUGCCGGGCAAUUCACAAGGACAUGAAUUGUAAAGAUUACCAAGAUGACCUCCGUAUUCGAGCAGAGAACGACCAGGCGGCCCAGAAAACCAAACAAAUGGUGGAUGCCAUGCUGCAAAAUGGAGAGGCCAUGAAGUGCCCUAGAUGUGAGAUCAUUGUUCAGAAGAAAGACGGCUGUGAUUGGAUCUGCUGUGUGAUGUGCAAGACUGAAAUCUGCUGGGUGACCAAACAAGCACGCUGGGGACCGAAUGGUCGUGGUGACACAUCAGGCGGUUGUAGAUGCAAUCUAGCCAAUCACCAGCCGUGCCAUCCCAACUGCCAGAACUGCCACUGACACACACAUGCAAACACACACUCCUACACACACUCCUAUACACACUCCUACACUCACCUACACAUGAACGAAACCAUAAUACCCUUACUACCCCCUGACACUUAAACUGAGAAAAAUGUCUUAACCCUGUCCCUCUUGUGUAGGUCAGAGGUGCACUAAUGAUGUUUAUGUUUAUAUUACCACUGAUUUGACCUUUGACCUCUGAAUGCACAGUUAAAAUCCUGAACCAAAAACAUUUAGCAGUAGGCCUAUCUGCGACUUGUGUGAAACUCUCCAGUAAAAGUGCAGUGCUGAAGAAUUUGUACUGUUAGCGCAAAUUUAACAUCAACGUUUCUCAAAAAUCAGACAGAGUUGAGCCAUAAAACUUCUCCAAAUACAAUAGGUGAUAUGAAGGUGUUUUUUGAUCGUACGUCGAUGUGGACAAAAUAUAGUUGGCGCACUGCACUUUUGCACAUAGGCCUACACCACAUCAACACUUGGGCUAGAAUAAAACGUAACCAAAAAAAGACCAGGACUGAACCAGGACUAUAACAGGACUAAAGGGGGCUCAAACUAGGACUAAGUAAUGACAAGCGUGAAUUAUGUCAAUGCACUGAAGGAAUGCAAGCUUUUAUUUUGAUGUCAGUGCAGAAGACAGUACAUUCCCAUUUGAAUAUUUCUAAGCUAUAUGGGUAAAUAAUAGGAUUUACACGCAUGGUUUACUCUGCGUGAAUUUAUUUAAGUGCGAUCUGAAUGGAGACUAUGGAAAGAUAUUGUAUUGUACUGUGUUUUGGGCUUUGACAGCUCAGUUGUACUUAUGGGCCUUACUAAUGUCCUUAUGUUUGAACCAAGUAAGUGUUUGUUUUAUACAAUGACUAUUUUUCAGGAUAAUCAUUCAAUGGUGAAGAUAUUGCAAGAUGUUUACGAAGAAAUGCUACGCUUCGUUUGACUUAAAAGUGCACUUUGUAUAUUGUCAGGUGGGGCUGCUGCUUGUCUCCAUGGAGAUUAAAAUGUUUUGUUUUAGUGCCAUAAAGCUAAAGCAGCUUAUACAAAUGCAUAUAUUGUGUUCUCAAAAGCUUAUAAACUUUACUUUCAACACAAGUGCCAAUAAACUGCAAGAAUGUACUUUAAUAUAUGGUAUUAGUAGGGAGUUUUAAUUAGACAUUUAUAAAACUCCUUUUGUUUUUUUUUUAUCAGGCAAAAUAAUCAACAUUCAUACAUUUUCUAUAUUCGUCUUCUAUUGUUGUAUUACUCUCAUCUACGGGACUUUAAAUAUACUUUUGCUUUUGGGUUGAGUCAUUUGUCUUAAAAUGAAACAUGAAACUUGCUGAAAUAAAAUAAACACCAUAAAGUUUUUUUUUUACUGCUUUAAUUGUUAAUAUUCUGUACAACUUUACAUCCAUCAAACAUAUUUAUAAUAACAAAAUAAAAGGCCAAUACAAGUUUAGUGCAUUC
This is a messenger RNA of Periophthalmus magnuspinnatus, 3220 nucleotides long. RefSeq names its product RanBP-type and C3HC4-type zinc finger containing 1 (gene rbck1). The transcript has 13 exons. The record is from RefSeq and is a predicted model, not a curated record. Gene Ontology annotation, biological process: protein linear polyubiquitination; proteasome-mediated ubiquitin-dependent protein catabolic process; positive regulation of canonical NF-kappaB signal transduction. NCBI's taxonomy places the organism in Eukaryota, Metazoa, Chordata, Actinopteri, Gobiiformes, Gobiidae. Gene Ontology annotation, molecular function: ubiquitin binding; ubiquitin-protein transferase activity. Gene Ontology annotation, cellular component: LUBAC complex. The coding region runs from base 227 to 1786 and encodes 519 amino acids.